Messenger RNA from Closterium sp. NIES-65, 1866 nucleotides. The record is from the annotation of a GenBank genome assembly. NCBI's taxonomy places the organism in Eukaryota, Viridiplantae, Streptophyta, Zygnematophyceae, Desmidiales, Closteriaceae.
AUGUAUAACGGCAUAGGGCUUCAGACGGCCCGCGGGUCGGGGACCAACGGAUACGUGCAGGCGAACAAAUUCGUGAUUCGCCACCGGCACACGAAAUUCGAGGCGAAAGAGUUCCAGGAAGGCGCGGGAACGGGCGGAAUUAGCCGCAAGGCGAACAAAGAGAUCCUGGAGCAUGAUCGGAAGCGGCAGAUCGAGCUGAAGCUGCUGCUGCUGCGCGAGACGCUGGAGGAGCAGGGGUACCUGGAGGAGGAGAUGGAGGAGCAGAUGGAGCAGGCGCGCGCGCAGCUCGAGGCCGCCAUGCGCGAGGAAUCGGAGGACCAGGCGCUGGAGUCGCUAGGGAACCAGACGCAUCAGAUCGUGGCGCGCAAGGAGAAGAAGAUGGAGACGCUCAAGGCCGCUCUGCGCAUUAACGAGUCUGCUAAAGAAGGGGACGCGUUCGACCGCGAGCUACAGGAGCAGCGGCGGCAGGAGCGGCAGCUGGCGCGGGAGGAGGCGGAGGAGGCGCGGCGGCGGGAGGAGAAGGAGCGGGAGAAGGAGGAAAGGCGGAGGGAGAAGCAGAGACGGAAGGAGGAGAAAGAGAUGAAGAAGAGGCUUAAGAAAGAAGAGAAGGCGCGGAGGCGGGCGGAGGAGGAGGCGGCGGAGCGGGAGGAGGAGAUGAGGCGGAAGGAAAAGAAGGCGCGGAAGCUCCGGGAAGCGGAGGAGGCGCGGCGGGCGGAAGAGGCGCGGGAAGCGGAGGCGCGGAGGGCGGAAGAGGAAGUUAGGCGGAGGGAGGAGGAGGCGGAGCGCAGGGAGGCGGAGAGGUUGAGAUCGGAGCGGAAGAGGGAGGAAGGGCGGCGGAAGGACGAAGGGGAGACGCGGAGGGGAGACGAGAGGAGGGGGAGGGGGAGAGAGGAGGAGCAGGGGGGUGAGCGGAAGAAACAGCGGAGGGACGCGCGCGCCACUGAUGCUGCUGAUGAUGAUGAGGGCGAGGACAGGUGGAUGGCUGGCAAGAGCAUCUCGUUCAAGAAGCGCGAGGGGGUGAGGGAGGGGAGAGGGGAAUCGGAGAGCGAGGAGGAGGAGAGGGGGCGCAAGGGGGAGCGGGAGCGGGAGCGGGGGAGGAAGGCAGCGCAGGUUGAGAAGGACUCGGAGGGUCGUGGCAGCAGGCAGCAGAGGUCGUUCCGCGCCGAGCCCAAAGACCUCUCGCCCAAUCGCCGCUCUGCCUCUCCCAAGCGCGCCCGCUCUCCCAGCCCCAAGCGCUAUCGCGCCUCCAGCCCCAGAGCCGCCCCUUCCCCCAGUCCCCAGCGCUCUCGUUCCCCCAGCCCUAAACGCGCCGCUCCGCCCACGUUCAAGCGCGCCCGCUCCCCCAGCCCCAAGCGAGGCCGUUCCCCCAGCCCUCAGCGACGGUCAGUAAGGGCUGCUGCUGCUGCCCCUGCCGCUGCCGCUGCCGCUUCCCCCACCAGCUCGUCCGGUCCCUCGUCGCCCUCCUCGUCUCCCUCUCGCUCGCCCUCCAGGUCGCCCGCUCGCUCACCCUCUCCUCCCCGCCGCAGGCAGGUUGCUGCUGCUCCCAGGCCGCGACAUGACAGCAGGAGCGCGUCUCCCCCUCCCAGGGGGGCCGAAGGCGGGGGCAGAGGGGGAGUCAGGGGUGGGGGUGGGGGCGGGGGCGGUAGGGGCAAGGGUGGGUCUCCAGAGGUUAGGGGGAGGGAGGAUGGGUCCCCUGUACGCAGGGCUGGGGGCAAAGGCAGGAAUGUGUCUCCUGCUCCGAAAGGUGGCAAGGGGGAUUUGCGGGGGAGCAGGGGCGAGGGCAAGGGGGCAGGGGGGAGGGAUGUGUCUCCUGAGGUGAUUCUUGCAAAGGCGUAUCGCGGUUGUGAUGAAGAGAACUGCUUAUGA